AUGCCACACAAGAGUCCUCAGCAGACGUCGAUACUUUCGACGUCCGUCAAACCCUCACGCAACAAACCCGAAAGUAAAUUCGUGGUCGUUUUAAAGAUUGUGAAAAGGGGUUUUUGGUGGAUUUUCGUUGUCAGGAAAGUAACUCACAGCCCCCGACCGCCGCGAGCAUUGCACGCCGCCCACGAGCGUUACCCGCCGCCCACGACCGUUACCCGCCGCCCACUGGCGUUACCCGCCGCCCACGAGCGUUACCCGCCGCCCACGAGCGUUACCCGCCGCCCACGGGCGUUACCCGCCGCCCACGAGCGUUACCCGCCGCCCACGAGCGUUACCCGCCGCCCACGGCGUUACCCGCCGCCCACGAGCGUUACCCGCCGCCCACGGGCGUUACCCGCCGCCCACGAGCGUUACCCGCCGCCCACGAGCGUUACCCGCCGCCCACGAGCGUUACCCGCCGCCCACGAGCGUUACCCGCCGCCCACGAGCGUUACCCGCCGCCCACGAGCGUUACCCGCCGCCCGCGAGCGUUACCCGCCGCUUACUGGCGUUACCCGCCGCCCACUGGCGUUACCCGCCGCCCACGACCGUUACCCGCCGCCCACGACCGUUACCCGCCGCCCACGACCGUUACCCGCCGCCCACGACCGUUACCCGCCGCCCACGACCGUUACCCGCCGCCCACGACCGUUACCCCAACGCCCUGAGAAGACACCCUGCAACCCCUACGGACGACCCUGCAACCCCUACGGACGACCCUGCAACCCCUACGGACGACCCUGCAACCCCUACGGACGACCCUGCAACCCCUACGGACGACCCUGCAACCCCUACGGACGACCCUGCAACCCUACGGACGACCCUGCAACCCCUACGGACGACCCUGCAACCCCUACGGACGACCCUGCAACCCCUACGGACGACCCUGCAACCCCUACGGACGACCCUGCAACCCCUACGGACGACCCUGCAACCCCUACGGACGACCCUGCAAUCCCUACGGACGACCCUGCAACCCCUACGGACGACCCUGCAAUCCCUACGCAGUUUUAA
Messenger RNA from Penaeus monodon (black tiger shrimp), 1050 nucleotides. RefSeq names its product extensin-like. The transcript is spliced from 4 exons. Lineage: Eukaryota; Metazoa; Arthropoda; Malacostraca; Decapoda; Penaeidae. Bases 1 to 1050 code for a protein of 349 amino acids. The record is from RefSeq and is a predicted model, not a curated record.